AAAUUACGCAAUCACGAUCUUUUGUUUUGUUUAUGGGCCUGUGGAGAUUUUAGUGAAAAUAUAUAUAUCAAUCUAUUGUCUAAUUAAAGUCAAUUUCGCCGUUUUCUCUUAUGUUGCGACCAAGGUUGCGACGGAUUGCAUAACUGUGUCAAGGAUAUUGAGUAUCAUAAACAAUUUCGCUGGAAUCAUAGCUCUUUAUUAUACUAUUUUAGUUGUAAAUUUAUAUUAAUUUGCGAGAAAUGUUACCAGAAUCAGUAAACACAAUUAUUAUUAAUACUGGGAAUAUAAUAAGUUCCAAAGAUUUUAAGAAAAAAGCAACGCAGUCUCCUAGUGAAGAGGUGUGUGAUAGUGUCAGUGGAGCUUUUCAGAUGUGGCUCAAAAGCAUAUAUACCAGCUAUAAUUUUGAUUCUGAUGUUGUUUUCUGUGAUAACAAUCCUGAUAUGAAGGUAGAGAAAUCUGAUCGUGCUGAACUUAAAAUAUCUGUUAAAGUAUUUCUGGAAACUUACUCUUGUGAAAUUCUAAGAAGUGUAAUAUCCCAAGCUAUGGAAACACUAGGUAUUCAAAUGAUCGAUUCACUGAUUUUAUCUUUACCUGCCCUUUCCAAUGAUGAGAUAUUUGACUUAAAUAAUAUCAAACCCCUCUGGAUUGAAUUAGAAAAUCUAGUUGCUGAAGGAAAAAUAGUUACCAUAGGAAUCAGUGAUUUGGAUACUAAAGAACUUACUACUCUAUACGAAUGGACUCAGGUUAAACCUAGUGUGAAUCAAGUAAAUCUGGAAUCUUGCUGUGUUAUGCCAACAGAAAUGAUUGCAUUUGCUAAAGAAAAUGAUAUACAGCUUCUGACGCAUAAUGAUCCAAAAGUUUUACUCCCAAAUGAGAUGUUUAAGAAAAUUUUAGAACCAGGAGUGAAAAACCCAGAUGAGUGGAAACGAGCUUGGAUUGUGCGAUAUUCAGUGGUUGUUAAAUUCAGGGGAAUUAUACAAAAUAAAGGAUAUCUACUUAGUGCUACAAAAAGAUAACUUUUAAAAGUUAUAUUGCAUAAAAUUAUAAUGUGAUAAAUGUUGCAUUUUUGCUUCAUCUAUGUCUCUUAAUUUAAAUCUUAAGCUUUUGUGUAAAAACAUGUUAUAUCACAAAGUUGUGUGUUAUGCAAAAUAGUGUAAUGAAGCACUGUGUGGCAUUUAUGUUAUUUCAAAGUUUUGUUUAAUUUUCUGGAUUUAUUUCUUAAAAAAUAAUCUAACACAAAAUUUAAUUCUUAAGCUAUAUAAAAAUUCCAAAUAUUGAAAUAACUUUAAUUGAUAAGGUAUUUGUAUUAUAUUUCUUAAAUUUUAAAGUUUCACUUAUAAUUUUUUAUAAUCCUUAUAUGAUUAUCUGUAUACAAUUGAUAAUUUACACAGAAAUUUUAAAUGAAUUACUUUUUUUUAUAAUAUGAAUAAAUUCUUUAGCAGUUGAAUAAUUGACCGAAAGAAAAUAUUUUAUGAAGAAUAUAAUAUAAUAAUUUUAAAUAGUUUUCUAGUUAAUUUUACAACAUUUUGUACUUUAAGUACACAAAUUAUUAUUAAUAAUAUGCAAUUUAAGUGUUAAUGGAUUAUUAAUACUUGCUCUAGACUGAAAUGAUUGUCUAAUUUAAAAAAUUUUAAUCAAGACUGUGAAGUCAUAUACUCUGUAAGUAAUAAUAUUGUAAGCAAUAAUCUCUGUAAAUAAUAGUAAGUAAUAAUAAUAUAUAGUAUAGUAUCUGUAAGCAAAAUCAAAACAAUCUGUAAGCUUAAUUUUAAAACCAAUAUGAAUUAAACUGAAAUUCUUUAACCAUAGCAAUAUUUGUAAAGAUAGGUGAGACCAGAAUCAAAAUAAAAAAAGCAUUAUUAAAAAAAUUAUAUUUCCAUUACUUACCUUUGAAUUAUUGAAGUAAUAUUUGUAUUGAUUAUACUUCUUAAAUUUAUAUAGUUUUCACUCAUUUUUCAUGUUUCUCUUUUAAAAUUAAUAAUGCAAUAUUUUUUUCAACUUGGACAUUUCCAUACAAAUAAUUAACUUGAAUCGGACAAUCCUUUAAAUUAAGAAUAUUUGAUAUUGCUAUACCAUUAUUUUUUUACAGGUAAACUGUCACUGGUUUUAUUGUAAAAACACCCUUAUUCCCAAUACAGCUUCAUUUCAUAGAAUGAUCAAAAUAUUUCUUGGUGCAAGUACUUAUUAAUAUAAAAUUACAUUGUUUAUGUUGUUCUUUUUAUACUUUAAACAAUCUUGUAUUAAUGUUGUAAUAAAAUGUUUUCAAUGAGGA
This is a messenger RNA of Parasteatoda tepidariorum (common house spider), 2269 nucleotides long. It is a transcript of the gene Gclm, whose product is annotated as Glutamate-cysteine ligase modifier subunit. The record is from RefSeq and is a predicted model, not a curated record. Gene Ontology annotation, biological process: glutathione biosynthetic process. NCBI's taxonomy places the organism in Eukaryota, Metazoa, Arthropoda, Arachnida, Araneae, Theridiidae. Gene Ontology annotation, cellular component: glutamate-cysteine ligase complex. Gene Ontology annotation, molecular function: enzyme regulator activity; glutamate-cysteine ligase catalytic subunit binding.